This is a messenger RNA of Mizuhopecten yessoensis (Yesso scallop), 758 nucleotides long. RefSeq lists its product as uncharacterized. The record is from RefSeq and is a predicted model, not a curated record. The coding region runs from base 138 to 758 and encodes 206 amino acids. The transcript is spliced from 5 exons. Lineage: Eukaryota; Metazoa; Mollusca; Bivalvia; Pectinida; Pectinidae.
UGAGGAAAGACUAAAAGGCAAAACCACAUCACCGUGUCUGCUCGCUCCACUUCAUCGACGGCAAGCCAACAGAUGAUAAUCCAGUCCCUACACUUUUCAGCAGAAACAAUUAUGGGAAACCCAAAGCAGUCAGAAAUAUGACGUCAAUUACAAAACGACAGGAACACCUACAGGUAGCAUCUAUACCAUCAGCUCUUGAAGAAAGAAAUCUUCCAUCUGAAGUUGACAUGGUGUUUUCCCCUCCAUUUGUUUGUACUGUUGAAGUUGAAACAGCUGUUGAUGCCAUAGAUUUCUGUGCUGAUCAUUCAUGCUUCUUCAAUGAAGAUGUGGAUAUGUCAAAAGACCAUAGCUACUCUGUAGGACAGAUUACAUCAGACACAGCUGUAGAAGUCAGAGAUUCUGCUGUCCAGACAGACUUAUCCAUGUGGGAUAUACAAGCUAAUUCACAGAAACUUGAAGACCUUGAACAGAAGCUAGGAAACAAGGAUGCUCUUUUGCGGAAUUUGUUUGUUGACAAAGUCACCAGAACAGAUGAGAGUGUGAUGCAGUACACAGGAAUACCAUCAAGGGAUUUGCUUUUUGGACUAUUUGGAAUAUUAAAUAGAGCUUCUCCUACACUGAAGUACUGGUCCGGCCAUGGAGGUACUAAAGAAAUGCCCAGCUGCCAAGAGGAUUCACAAAAGCAGAAGAGUGGCCCAAAAAGAAAGCUGUGUCGUUUUGAAGAGUUCAUUCUAACUUUGAUAAAGCUUCCUUCAUAA